Molecule: messenger RNA, 2540 nt
Organism: Malus domestica (apple)
Lineage: Eukaryota; Viridiplantae; Streptophyta; Magnoliopsida; Rosales; Rosaceae
Molecular function (GO): protein binding
Source: RefSeq, a predicted model, not a curated record
CCGUCGGCCGUUGACGUCAAACCAAAACCCCAAAGCCAAGAGCCAGAGAAACCACAUGCUUCCGUUAGAAAAAUGGCUCUCAGAUAUCGGCGUUUCAGAGAAAUCUCACGAAUAUUGCCGCGAAUUCACUCCGGUGAUCAUCUUCUACAAUGUAGAUUGGUUACCAAGUUAUCGGCUUUGUCCAUAAUUCCACAGUCAUACGCUCUGGAAAGAAUUGAUAAGGGGAUUUCACAAUGUGGGUUUCGUGCUCAGCGGCUAUCAACCACGUCAAAAGUAUCACACGAGCGUACCGGUGAACUUGAUCUUUUGUCCUUCAUUAAAUCCACAUUAAAUGUGCUCGAAGGUCCUUGCCAUUGUUGGUUGAAUAGGACCAAGGGAGGCAAAGAUUCCUUUAAAAGAGAUGGAACUUUCUUGGUUCUUGCUGGACGGUUUCUUCAAACUUCUUUAACAACUAGUUCCGAAGCUGCUAUCAUGUUAGAAAAAAUGAAGUCACUUCAACAGAGGUUUCCUCGUCUCCACAUUAUCGGCUUUGUGUCAGGUGGGUCGAUUCACUCAGCUGCUGAUCGAAGCCAUGUAAUCCAAUAUACACUGACGGAAUACAUAACAUUUCCUAUUAUAUUGUCGAACAAGAACUUCACUGAGAUGGCAAACGGGGCAUGCUGCAUUUUGUUUAAAGGUUUUAAAAGUCCAGUGGUUUACCAUGAGAAGGACAUGGAUCUCAAAGUUCUUAGUAAAGCUGUUGAGGACUUGCUUGUGCAAGAUGAUAGGAGUUCCAAGUCGCUUACUAACUUGAAAAGCACUUGGGCGAAGCAACCUGAGGUCAUUAAGGAACCAUAUGCUGAUUCUUUAAGGAAUUUUCUCUUCCACUUCCCAGGCUGCAUCUCUGCAGAUGAAAGUGGGAACCGCCUCUUCCUUUCUGACAGCAAUCAUCAUCGGAUUAUUGUAUUUGAUGGAAAUGGGCAUAUUCUGGACUGUAUUGGUUCCUCCCCAGGUUUUGAGGAUGGAAACUUUGAAUCUUCCAAGUUGGCACGCCCUGCAGCUUCAUUUUAUGUUUCCGCUGAGGAUUGCCUAUAUUUUGUUGAUUCAGAGUUUGCAUGUGGGGUUUCUACUAAGAAUCAUGCCAUCAGGAAAGCUGAUAUGGAGAGCCGGGUUCUGGAAACCAUCUAUCCAGUGGGAGACACUACUAAGAAGAGUAAUCAAUUUUGGACCUGGAUCACAACCAAGCUAGGUUUGAAAUGCAAUGCCCAUACAAGGACUGAAGGAUUUGAUUUACAAUCAUUGAUGUAUCCUUGGCAUCUGAUGAAAUCUAUUGAUGACAGUCUUGUUGUUAUGAACCGAAGCUUUGAUACUCUAUGGAUCCUAAAUUUGGCUUCAGGAGAGAUAAAAGAAGUCGUCAGAGGGUUCCUGAAGAUUUUGGAGGUCUGUGGACCGCAGAUCAUGGAGAAAGUAGCGCUGUUGAAACAGAUGCCACAUGAUUGGUUGCAAGAGCAGACCAAGGUUGUUUGUUCACCAGAGCUGCUCCCAUAUGCUGGCCUAUUAUCUUCAUUUACCACCUUGCAGAAUCACGUAAUCCUUUGUGAUAUGGUUGGACGGAGGAUUUUGAAACUAAGUGAAGAAUCUGCACUAUGUUCGACCUUUCAGUUUUCAAAUUUUGGAAUCCUUGGACUGCCAUAUUGGUUGCCAUCCUCGUUGGAGAAAGUAUAUACUAAUGGAGGUGGAGUUGAGGGAGUGAUUGAUCAUCUUGAAUCUUUCAGUUCGUUAUUACCAGGAAGAAUUGGGAUACAGUUAAAUGUGGAGGUCCCUGAGGAUACUGAGCUUGUGGAACAGUUACAAGAAGGCUGUAUAUGGCGCCAGGCAAGAGGAGCUGCUACUGAAGUGUCAAGGGUAGAGGAUGUAGGAGGAUCUUCCGAGAAGGUUGGUGUUGCUCAACAAUGGUAUGAUGAACUGGACAAUCUUGCCUUGUCGAUAUCAGAACCUGAUCCAGAGUCGACUGUUGAAGAUGAGAGUACGACUAGGGAAACAGGAUUUCAGGACGGGAAAGUACACAUCAAUUGUGUUGUCAAUACUAGUCCUGGAACAAGCGAGGUUAUUGUUUACGCAGUGUUGUAUUUAAAACUCAAAAGAAAGCAAGAAGUAGCAGAAGAUAAUCAGGAGAAAUAUGCGGCAAGAAUAGCAGAUAUUUUAAAGUCGGAGAAGAGUGGAAAGCUGGGAAGAGAUUCAUGCCUUCAGCUCUUGUUAAAAUCAAACAGAGAUUUGAGAGAUGUCAUCUUUAUGAAACCUCUACAUGUCAGGAUAAAAUUGGAUUGCCUUGAUCACCCGAAGGCUACUAACUCGAAAGAAAUUAUUCUAACGGACACCGACGUCGAGGUCAAUGUAUCGCUUAACUUGUGAGAUUCAGAGUCGCUGUCUGCAUUAUUUCUUCUACUCUUAGAAUUUGAUUGUGUUGUAAUGCUUGUAUCCAUCAUUGUGGUUUAUGAUUAUUUAUAGUUUUAUUUCCAGUUCCAUAUAAAGAAUGAGAACUGCAAGCUCAUGUUUCAGAA